AUGGAAAAACCAACUAAAGCUGAAUACGUUGCUGUGCCUACCAGCGAUGUUGAACAAGAAGUAGGCUUGCCUCCUUAUCAAGAGCAAGAGCAACAAGAGUCAAUGACUGCGGACAAGACAAAGCGCCGUAGACGCCUCAGAUUUCUGCUGAUUGGCGGUGCCAUUACACUCUUGGGUUUGACUCAUAUUUGUACUUCUGGUUCUUACGAAGGGUUCUCUGAAAUGAAUGCAAUGGACCUUCGUCCCCAAGACGCUCCCGAGCCUUGUGCUUUGAGACAUUUGGAGCAGUACAAGGAAUUGAAGCAUCACAUGGAGUUUGUCGAAAAUGCUUUUGGCGAGCCUCCUCAUGGUGCUUGGGAUGCUUAUCCUCCUCCUCCUCCCUUUGCUGUAGAUGAACCCAAACCCCACCAUGGCCAUCACAAGCAUCACAAAAAUCAUAAAGGAGAGAAGCACCAUCAUAAGCAUCACCAUGACAACGAUGAAGCUCCCUCUGCUCCUGAUGGCGAUGAAAAGCCCCACCACCGCCAUCACCACCACAAGCAUAAAGGUGACAAGAUGGAUGACGCCGUUCAAAAGUACGACGGAGAUCACCACAAGCAUCAUUAUGAGCCUUUCUGUAAGGCUGAAGACCUCAUCUCCAAGUCCUCAGUAUUUGAAUUCUCCCCUGAAGAUUUCAAGCGUGCUGGUAUUUUGUCUGGCGGCUUCUUUGACAGAGGUAGCCAUAUCGUCCUUUCCAAGUCGAGCGAUGCCUCUCUCAAGAACGUGAGAGUCAAUGUUACUGUCUCUGCUGGACGCAAAGAUCUUGGUCAAGAAGUCAAGGUAUCUGCCUUUGAUCAUGAUGGCGAGUACUCUGUUCAAGUUGAGCAUGGCUAUUUCCAUCAUCCUCGUCACCAUCGCGCUCUCAAGGACGUUGAAAAGAGUGACCAUCACCGUGGUGAACAUGGCCCCAAGAAGGAAAAUUGUCUCAUUUACAAUAUCAAUGUCGAAUUCCCUGCUGACCUUGAUUACUUUGACCAACUCAAUGUUAAGGCCAAGGGUGGUUUCCUCAAGAACGGCAAAGGCAUCGAAGGCGUUGAAUUCGGUUCUAUCAGAGCUGCUAUCGGCCGUGGUGCCGUUAUCUUUGAUGGUUUGAGAGCAAAGAACUUGUUGCUUGGUGUCUUUAGAGGUGUUGUCAUGGGUACCUAUCAACCUAGCGAGACUUUCUCUGCUGGUACUGUCCAUGGUGCCUCCAAGGUCAAGAUUGAACCCACCAGCGACAAUAUCAACAUUACUGCCUCAUCCACUUUUGGCCCUGCCUCUGUUGAUAUUCCCGCUGACAGCUUCAAGGGUCGAUUUGCCUUGUUCAACAUUUUUGGUGAGCCUUCCACUAUCGAGGCUCCCAACCCAGAGGAUAUUCAUGUUCAAAAGUUCAAGCCCACCAUCAAGUCUGGCUACUACAAAGAAGACAAUGAAGAGUCCCGUGUCGUUGUUUCCGCCAAACUCAAGGGCGGUGAAAGACUUACCUUUUACUAA
Molecule: messenger RNA, 1512 nt
Organism: Mucor velutinosus
Lineage: Eukaryota; Fungi; Mucoromycota; Mucoromycetes; Mucorales; Mucoraceae
Exons: 6
Coding region: 1-1512 (503 amino acids)
Source: RefSeq, a predicted model, not a curated record